CGCACCUUCGUGGCCGAGAAGAACAACGGCAAGCAGGUUCACAGGAUGGACCACCUCGCCUGCUUCGUGGGCGGCAUGCUCAUGCUGGGCAGCCGCACCCUGCCGACGGCCGAGGUGGACCCGUACUGGGAAACACUGGCUGCCGAGAUCGGGGAGACGUGCUACGAGAUGUACAGGCGCAUGCCCACGGGCCUGUCGCCGGAGUACGUGCUGUUCAAGCCCGAAGCCAGUGGCGAGAAGGCGGACAUGGUCACCCCGCAGGAUGCCCCGCACAACCUCCUCCGGCCCGAAGCCAUUGAGACGCUGUACUACCUCCACUACUACACCGGAGAUCCGAAGUACCGCCGCUGGGCUUAUGAGAUGUUCAGUGCGUUUCAGAAGCACUGCAAGACUCGCUUCGGAUACUCCGCGGUGGCCGACGUGCGCAAAGUCCCGGCGACGUUCAAGGACUCGCAGGAGAGCUUCUGGCUGGCGGAGACCCUGAAGUACUUCUACCUCAUCUUCGCGCCGAGGAACGCCCUGAGCCUCGAGGACGGCGGGCGCCGAGGGCACCGGCAAUACACAACGCGGGCGGCACGGCGCGGGUGCCGCUGCUGGCCCGAGCAGGUCUCCAGGGGAGGCGCCGGGUCUCGAGGGCUCUUGGAUUAA
Molecule: messenger RNA, 648 nt
Organism: Prorocentrum cordatum
Lineage: Eukaryota; Dinophyceae; Prorocentrales; Prorocentraceae
Source: the annotation of a GenBank genome assembly